This is a messenger RNA of Emiliania huxleyi CCMP1516, 1080 nucleotides long. RefSeq lists its product as hypothetical. NCBI's taxonomy places the organism in Eukaryota, Haptophyta, Isochrysidales, Noelaerhabdaceae. The record is from RefSeq and is a predicted model, not a curated record. The transcript has 5 exons. Gene Ontology annotation, biological process: protein polyubiquitination; ubiquitin-dependent protein catabolic process. Gene Ontology annotation, molecular function: ubiquitin protein ligase activity. The annotation marks the transcript as partial.
AUCCGGAGAGAGCACUUGCUGGAGGACGGGUACGUCCAGCUGGGCGCGCUGCCGCGAGAGAAGCUCAAGGGGACGAUCCGCGUCGAGUUUGUGUCCGAGCUCGGCCUGGCGGAGGCGGGCAUCGACCGCACCGGCGUCUGCAAGGAGCCCCUCGAGGACGCGGCUGGCGUCUUCAAGGAGUUUCUCGAGGACGCGAUGCGCGCCGCCAUCGACCCACAGCGCGGCCUCUUCGCCCGGACGGCGCAGCGGAGGAUCUACCCGUCGCCGAGCUCGGGCGUCGCCGAACACGUCCCCGACAUGUCCCGCAGGCUGCUCGGCAAGGCGGUCUAUGAGGGCAUCGUGCUCGACGCGGCGCUCGCCGACUUCUUCGCUGCAAAGCUGCUCGGCAAGCCGGGAUCGAUCGACGACCUCGCGUCGCUCGACCCGGAGCUCUUCCAGUCGCUGCAGCUCGUCAAGAGUUACGACGGCGACGUCGAGGGCGACCUCUGCCUCUGCUUCACCGUCGACGAGGACGUCUUCGGCGUGCGCACCGCGGUCGACCUGCGCGAGGGCGGCAGCACGAUGCCAGUCACGCGCGAGAACCGGAUCGAGUACGUCCACCUGAUGGCCGACUACCGCCUCAACCGGCAGAUCGAGGCGCAGAGCCGCGCCUUCGUCGCGGGCGUCCACUCGGUGGUACCCCUCUCGUGGCUGCGCCUCUUCACCACGCCCGAGCUGCAGCGGCUCAUCAACGGAGACGACGCGCCGAUCGACGUCAACGACCUGCGCCGGCACACGCGGUACGCGGGCGGCUACAACGAGCUCACCCCGACGGUGCGCGACCUGUGGAGGGUGGUGGCCGACUUUUCGCACGAGGACCGCGCGCUGCUGCUCAAGUUUGUCACGUCGUGCUCCAAGCCGCCGCUGCUCGGCUUCAAGUACCUGCAGCCGCCCUUUACGGUGCAGAACGAGACGCAGAGGCUGCCGACCGCGAGCACCUGCUUCAACCUGCUCAAGCUGCCAAACUUCAAGUCGAGGGCGGUGCUGCGCGAGCGGCUCCUCUACGCCAUCCGGUCCGCCUCGGGCUUUGAGCUUUCGUGA